Molecule: messenger RNA, 357 nt
Organism: Sphaeroforma arctica JP610
Lineage: Eukaryota; Ichthyosporea; Ichthyophonida
Exons: 3
Coding region: 1-357 (118 amino acids)
Cellular component (GO): periplasmic space
Molecular function (GO): lyase activity
Source: RefSeq, a predicted model, not a curated record
AUGGUUGGGGUGAUGGUGUGGGAGAAUGCACACCUCCGCCUAAUGACGAAUGUGUUGAUGAUGAACAAUGGGGCAGUGUACCAUAUAUCUUAUGUGAUGGGUAUUGCAAAUAGAGAAGCAUCUGCGGAAAGUGCGAAGUAUCCCAUGCAGAAGAUGACGAGGUCAGUGACAACAUUGGCAUUACUAUGGUUCUAUACUGAGGAUGAUAAAUACGCUAAGACGGCUGGUGAUCUACUGCGCUACUUCUUCUUGGACCCUGCGACAACAAUGAAUCCGAAUCUUCAAUGGGCGCAGUAUCGACCUGGAUAUGAUUUUGUAGGCUUUGUAAAUGCUCGACUUCCGCCAUUAAGCAAUUAA